Molecule: messenger RNA, 567 nt
Organism: Candida dubliniensis CD36
Lineage: Eukaryota; Fungi; Ascomycota; Pichiomycetes; Serinales; Debaryomycetaceae
Product: gluconokinase
Exons: 1
Coding region: 1-567 (188 amino acids)
Cellular component (GO): cytoplasm
Molecular function (GO): gluconokinase activity
Source: RefSeq, a predicted model, not a curated record
AUGACAACAACCACAACAGUGAUAGUAGUAGGGGGGCCAGCCGGUACCGGUAAAACCACUCAAGGUGAAUUGAUAUCCAAAUAUUAUCAAUGUCCAUUUAUAGAAGGUGAUGCAUUACAUCCUCAAGAAAAUAUCGAUAAAAUGUCUCAAGGAAUCCCAUUAACUGAUGAAGAUAGAUGGGGAUGGUUAAAACAAUUAAGUCAAGUAUCAAGUAUAAAAGCUAAAGAUCUGAAAAAUAUCACCAAUAUUUCUGUUGUUUCAUGUUCAAUUUUAAAAAAAAAAUAUCGAGAUUUCAUUAAAAAAAAUUCUGUUGAUUCAUUGAUUAAUUUCAGAUUUGUAUUUUUAUAUACUACAUUUGAAGAAUUAAUGAAUAGAGUUGAAAAUAGGAAAGGUCAUUAUAUGAAAUCAGAUAUGGUGAAAUCACAAUAUGAUAUUAUGGAAAUUCCUAAAGAUGAAGAAUUGUUGCAAAAUGGUGGUGAUGCAAUUACUGUUGAUACAAGUGGUAAAUCACCUGAAGAAAUUUUUAAAGAAAUUAUUGGUACUGAUAAUAUCUUAUUAAAGAAUUGA